Molecule: messenger RNA, 979 nt
Organism: Trematomus bernacchii (emerald rockcod)
Lineage: Eukaryota; Metazoa; Chordata; Actinopteri; Perciformes; Nototheniidae
Gene: iah1
Product: isoamyl acetate hydrolyzing esterase 1 (putative)
Exons: 6
Coding region: 65-793 (242 amino acids)
Source: RefSeq, a predicted model, not a curated record
UCAACAUCCCUCCUAACCCGGAAGUGUGGUUUUGUGCAGCCAGUUCAGCAGGUUUCAUUUCAAUAUGUCUCAAAUCAAAACAGUAAUUUGGCCUAAAGUGAUUUUAUUUGGGGACUCCAUCACACAGCUUUCAUUUCAACCCAAUGGUUGGGGUGCAGACAUUGCCCACAAGCUAGCGAGGAAGUGUGAUGUUUUAAACAGAGGGCUGUCUGGCUACAACUCCAGGUGGGGUAAGAUACUGCUGCCUCGCCUCUUCAGCAGCACAAACCCAGAAGAAAACAACAUAGCUGCUGUCACGGUCUUCUUUGGAUCCAACGACUGUGCUCUGCAAGAUAAAAACCCACAGCAGCACGUCCCUCUGCAGGAGUAUUCAGAGAACCUGAAGGAGAUCACCAGGCUUCUGGCUUCAGUGGGAGUGUCAGCAGACAGAGUCAUCUUCAUCACCCCUCCUCCCAUUAAUGAGUCCGCGUGGGAGAAGGAGUGCAUUGUGAAAGGAUGUACGCUCAAUCGCCAUAACUCUGUAGCGGGUCAGUAUGCCCAGGCGUGUGUCCAAGCUGCCAGUCAGUGUGGUGCAGACGUGCUGGACCUCUGGACACUCAUGCAGAAAGAUGGACAGGACUACACAGCCUUUCUGUCUGACGGGCUGCAUCUGUCCCAGGAGGGGAACCAGUUUGUGUCUCAGCACCUGUGGGAGCUGCUGGAGAGUCGCGUGGCCCACCUGCCCUUCAUCCUGUCGUACUGGGGGGACGUGGACACCAAGAGCCCCGAGAGCAGCCUCCUCUGUGACCAGUGAGGGAGAGGUUCUGAAAUAUCAUACAGGGAUGGAUAAUCUGUGGAGGACUAAUGUUAAUUCCAGAGUAACCGGAGAGCCUCACACACUGCAUUCCUGCUUUUAAACAACAAAGCAGCUUUGAUCAGUUUUUUUCCAUUAAAAUGUGACGAAUGUUUGAAAUGCACAAUAAAGAUAUUUUUAUUUUGA